AUGGCUUAUGAGCUGAAUACGAACACUUAUGGUCUUAAAUCAAGUCCGUUCAUCGCAAUCAGGACGCUUCUCGAACUGGCGGAGCGUGAACGGUUGGACUUCCCUAGAGCUGCAGCUGUACUGUCUAGUGAUAUUUAUGUCGAUGACAUCUGCACCGGCGCAGCUAAUGAAAAAGAGGCGCUUUUAUUAAGAGAUGAGUUGAUUGGCAUCUUAAGGGCUGGUGGUUAUGAGUUGAGAAAAUGGGUAUCCAACUCUCCGGCUCUCCUUGACGGCUUACCCAAGGAGCAUCAGCAAGAUCCUCAUCUAUUUCAGAAUGUUGAUAAUCCUGACGCCAUAGCAGUACUCGGGGUGCAGUAUCAGCCUGCUCAGGAUGUCUUCACGUUUAGUGUACAGGAUUUAGACAUAUCCCGGGUUUGGACUAAGCGAUUGGUACUCUCCACAGUUGCCCGAAUAUUCGACCCCAACGGAUGGUUGACGCCAGUUGUGUUUUGGGCGAAGUGUUUCCUUCAAAAAUUAUGGUUGGAAAAUCUUACAUGGGAUAUUCCGCUCAAUGGCGAAUUGUUGUUGGCGUGGUCUCGUUUUGUCUCGUCCCUUCCGGACAUUCAAUUGGUAAAGAUAGAAAGAAAAUUAUUACCUGCUGGUAAAUGUCGGGUGACUCUUCAUGGCUUUUGUGAUGCCUCGGAGUUGGGCUAUGCGGCUGCAGUCUACAUUCGUGCGGUUGACAGAAACGGUAGUGUCACCGUAAGAUUAGUUAUAGCUAAAAGUAAGGUGGCACCUAUUCGGUCCCGGCUGACUAUACCAAAAUUGGAGCUCUCAGGAGCUGCUCUUCUUUCGAGACUCCUCAAUCACGUUGUUUCCACCUUAGGUCAAACAGUGGCCUUCGAGAAGAUCUAUGCAUGGACCGACAGUCAAAUUGUUCUUUGUUGGCUUCGGGCGUCUGUUCAUGCCUUGGAGGUUUUCGUUGCCAAUAGAGUUUCCCAGAUUCGCGAUUCGACGGCUGUUAUUAAUUGGAGAAAUGUACCAGGGGACCUAAAUCCAGCCGAUUGCGCUUCACGAGGUUGCGAAUCUUCAGUUAUUUUGAGUCAUCCAUUGUGGUGGGGACCAGUCUGGUUGUGUGAACCUGAAGGUUGCUGGCCCCAUAAUAUUGUCGACCCGGUUGAACCGUUACCAGGACUUCGAGUAUUAGCGGUGGAGUCGGAGCCGAAGCAAAAUUUAGAUGAAUUGCUGGAUCGGUUUAGCUCCCUUGAUAAAUUGUUAGGAGUGACGGGUUGGCUUAAACGGUUUAUUCACAACACUCGAAAUAAAUCCGAUAGACGGUUUUCUCCAGUGCUUACCCCGGAGGAAAGAAGGGAAGCAUUGUUGUUCUGGGCGGUAGAUUACGAAAUGCGGAGUUACCUUAUGCGGCUCGACAUCCCCUUCUGUUGCCCAAGGACAGCAUCCUGGUACGACUCUUGA
This is a messenger RNA of Papilio xuthus (Asian swallowtail), 1455 nucleotides long. RefSeq lists its product as uncharacterized. The coding region runs from base 1 to 1455 and encodes 484 amino acids. The record is from RefSeq and is a predicted model, not a curated record. The transcript has 2 exons. NCBI's taxonomy places the organism in Eukaryota, Metazoa, Arthropoda, Insecta, Lepidoptera, Papilionidae.